Molecule: messenger RNA, 644 nt
Organism: Magnolia sinica
Lineage: Eukaryota; Viridiplantae; Streptophyta; Magnoliopsida; Magnoliales; Magnoliaceae
Product: transcription factor PRE6-like
Exons: 2
Coding region: 223-498 (91 amino acids)
Biological process (GO): regulation of growth; regulation of DNA-templated transcription
Molecular function (GO): protein dimerization activity
Source: RefSeq, a predicted model, not a curated record
CUUGUGUUGCCUGUCCUCCCGCUCUCUCUCUCUCUCUCUCUCUCUCUCUCUGGACCCUACCACCCUUUCCUUCUUUCCUUAAGUUGUCUUCCCUCCAUCCCUUCUAUUUCUUACAACUUGUCCCUGACAUUUCUCUCCAUCUCAAAUUCUCCCUCCAUACCUCUUCCUAUCUUCCACUACAAUAAUUACAGGCACCCACAUACACACCCCAUUCCUUCAAAGAUGUCUAGCCGCAGGUCAUCACGCUCCAGGCAAUCCAGCACCUCUCGGAUCACAGACGAUCAGAUCAUCGAUCUCGUCUCCAAAUUACAAGCUCUGCUACCAGAGAUCCGCGACAGACGCACCGACAGGGUAUCGGCGUCGAAGGUGUUGCAAGAUACAUGCAAUUACAUAAGGAGCUUGCAUAGAGAGGUUGACGAUCUUAGCGAAAGGUUAUCGGAGUUAUUGGCUACGACGGACAGCGCCCAGGCCGCGAUAAUUAGGAGUCUACUAAUGUAAUAAAGCUUUCUUUCUUUUCUUCUUCAUUUCUCUCCUUCCUUCUUUCUUCUUCUUUUUUAGGGUUGGAUUGGAUUCCAAGACAUCCCUUUGCUAAAAGAACAUGUAGUAAUCUAAGUCAUAUAAUAAAAAGCACUUGCAGUUAGGAA